GUUACUGUUGGAUAUACGGACGAAUUAUCUUCGAGAAACGGAAGACCUUGCAGGACGAUAAUAUUCUCGAGCCAAGAUACGGGAGCAAUUACGUUGCAAGUAAGGAAGCCUGUGUUCAGUACCUAAUAUGCUGUCGUCUUCUGGCAAUAGCAAUAGUGGCGGAAACGCCAAUGACCAGGACGCGUACAGGGUACCAAGGAGGACACCAAUGGCCUGUACCUUCUGUCGAGGUCGAAAGCUGAAGUGCGAUGGACGUACUAUCUGUACGAAUUGCGCGCAGCGCAAUUUGGAAUGCAUAUACAAGCCUGUGGCGGAAACAUGACUGCGUGACGUGCGAUGCUCCGGUGAUAUCCUAACGCAGUUUCCUUAUGCCACCCAAAAUCAAUGGUCGAAUUCGAGGGAGACUCUUGUAAUAUAGACAUAGAUUGCGAGAUGGCUCCUCGUCUUCGCGAAUUUCGUUCAUUCCACUCUUCUGUUAUUCGGUCUUGAAGUCUGUACUCUGUUGUUUUAUUUUUUGACCUCCACGGAUAUUUUAGUUCGGGUUCUGUUGCUUACUUAUGAUUGUUAUUGCCCCGGUUUUUUCGGGGAGUUUGUAUCUUAUGUAGCAGGAUGGUCGGGCUAGCCGGCGAGCACAUCGUCGUUGU
This is a messenger RNA of Fomitiporia mediterranea MF3/22, 644 nucleotides long. RefSeq lists its product as uncharacterized. Gene Ontology annotation, cellular component: nucleus. Gene Ontology annotation, biological process: regulation of DNA-templated transcription. The record is from RefSeq and is a predicted model, not a curated record. Gene Ontology annotation, molecular function: DNA-binding transcription factor activity, RNA polymerase II-specific; zinc ion binding. Bases 128 to 322 code for a protein of 64 amino acids. The transcript is spliced from 5 exons. Lineage: Eukaryota; Fungi; Basidiomycota; Agaricomycetes; Hymenochaetales; Hymenochaetaceae.